AUGGGAUCAGACAUGGAACAACUGUUUCCUGAUUGGAAUUUUGAAGAUAAUUUUCACAUGUCCACCAAUAAAAGAUCAAUCAGACCAGAAGAUGAACUAGUGGAGCUAUUAUGGAGAGAUGGUCAAGUGGUUUUACAAAGCCAGGCUCGUAGAGAACCAUCAGUCCAAGUCCAAACUCAAAAACAUGAUCAAACCCUACGAAAACCCAACAAUACGUUUCUUGACAACCGAGAAACAGUACGAAAACCUAACAACACCACUGUUCUUGAAGAUCAAGAAACCGUCUCAUGGAUCCAAUACCCUCCUGAAGACGUAGUCGAUCCCUUCGAAUCCGAGUUCUCCUCCCAUUUCUUCACUUCGAUCGAUCACCUCGAUGGUCAAGAGAAGCCGCGGGCGACGGAAGAGACGGUUAAGAACGAGGCUCAAAAAGUCAUGGCUCCUCCUAAGUUUAGGUCCUCAGUUUUAACCGUCGGACCAAGCCACUGCGCGAGCAACCAGUCUACGAACGAUCAUCAAGUGACUACACUUCCAGUUUCUAUGAGUGAAAGAAGCAAGAACGUCGAAGAAAGACUUGAUACUUCGUCGGGUGGCUCGUCCGGCUGCAGCUACGGAAUGAACAGCAAAGAAACCGGCAGUGGAAGAAGCGUAACCAUUGACCGUAAAAGAAAACAUGUAAUGGACACUGAUCAGGAAUCUGUGUCUCAAUCUGAUGUACGUUUGAUGUCAACUGAUGAUCAAGCCAUGGGUAACAAAUCGAGCCAACGGUCAGGAUCUACCCGAAGAAGCCGUGCGGCUGAAGUUCAUAAUCUCUCAGAAAGGAGGAGGAGAGAUCGGAUCAAUGAGAGAAUGAAAGCUCUUCAAGAACUCAUACCUCACUGUAGUAAAACAGAUAAAGCUUCGAUUUUGGAUGAAGCCAUUGAUUACUUGAAAUCACUUCAAAUGCAACUCCAAGUGAUGUGGAUGGGAAGUGGAAUGGCGGCGGCGGCUGCAGCCGCAGCGACUCCGAUGAUGUUUCCCGGCGUACAGUCAUCUCCGUACAUUAACCAGAUGGCUAUGCAGAGUCAGAUGCAAUUGCCUCAAUUCCCGGUUAUGAACCGGUCAGCUGCACAGAACCAUCCCGGUUUAGUAUGUCAAAAUCCGGUACAGUUGCAGAUGCAAGCACAGAACCAAAUCUUAUCGGAGCAGCUCGCGAGGUACAUGGGCGGGUUUCCACAGAUGCCGGCGGCGACGACUCAGACGCAGGCGGUGCAACAGCCAAUGGACGUUUUAAGAUUUGGGUCUCCGGUGGGACAGCAAAGUCAACUGUCGGCGCCGGUUACCACCGACAGUCUUCGUAUGGGUAAAUUAGGCUAAAGCGGUGGCAUAAUGUUUCUUCUCUUCUCCGAUAUUGUUAUUCUCGGUGAUUAUUAUCUAUUUUUGGAGGCACAAACAUGAAAUUUAAGAAAUGUAUCAUAUAGACAUAAUAAUGUAGUACCAUACUUAUAACUUAUUUAAAACAGUUAAAUGAUACUCAUUUUUAGGUGUUGAAUAAGCGCAUCAUCAUAAAGAUUAAUAUGAUUCCAAAAAGGCUUAGUUGGGCCUCGAACGACAU
Molecule: messenger RNA, 1591 nt
Organism: Thlaspi arvense
Lineage: Eukaryota; Viridiplantae; Streptophyta; Magnoliopsida; Brassicales; Brassicaceae
Source: the annotation of a GenBank genome assembly